Molecule: messenger RNA, 513 nt
Organism: Dibothriocephalus latus
Lineage: Eukaryota; Metazoa; Platyhelminthes; Cestoda; Diphyllobothriidea; Diphyllobothriidae
Source: the annotation of a GenBank genome assembly
UUGUCUGUUCUUUGUAGCCGCUAUCAUGCAAAUAAAUCUCGUCCACGAUGGAAGAAGCAUGCCCAUAGUGAACAGUCUCAGGAUGCGAUUCGACCUCGAUCCCGCGAACGCUCCCCGGAACCGCCCCGAAAUGAUGAUGUGAUGGCCUCCACCAGCCUUCCUAUGGGUCGAUCACAGGAACCCAUGUCUCACGCCAGCACCGGCCACCCCGUGGAAGUGACAAAAGAAGUCGAAGAGCGUUUCGUGACCGACGACGAUAUAAAUGCUGCUGCCGCAAAAUUGAUGAAGGCAGAACUCAUGGGCGACAAGACCAAAACAGCGAAACUGAAGUCGAACUUGGAGAAGAUGCGGGAGGCGCAGCAUCGAGGCAUUAAAAUUCGUCUCACGAAAACUGUCUCGGCCGAACGACCGUCCGAUGACAGGGUCGUCCACCUGACCACUCUGAACAGAUAUGGACAGGAAAUGCCUCUACACCUCGGUGCGCAGCCUUCUCUCCCCUUGGCGACACGGUAA